AUGUCGACGCUCGAGCACCCUCAGCCCACCCCAGCGGCCCUUGCGAGUGUCCCGGAGGCCGAGCCGCAAGAGCUUUCUGAUGAGGAUGCGGGGGCGCUGCUGGCUCUGCGCGACGCCAACCCGGGGUCCGAGCUGCCCGAGGUGUGGCGUGGCGCGCCGUCCGCAGGCUGGCCGGGGCUGGUGACCGACCCCCAUGACAACGCAGUCCUGGAGAUCGUGCUGGACGGCCGGGCCCUGGCUGUGGUGCCACCCGACAUCGGCAGCCUGGGGCGGCUGACCAAGCUGUGGCUGAGCAACAACGGGCUGAGGGCGUUGCCCCCAGAGGUGGAGCGCCUGCAGCACCUGGACUCCCUGUGGCUGGGUGGCAACCUGCUGCGCUCCGGCACCCUGCCCUCCGCCAUGACGCGCCUCACAGCCCUCAAGAAGCU
Molecule: messenger RNA, 428 nt
Organism: Monoraphidium neglectum
Lineage: Eukaryota; Viridiplantae; Chlorophyta; Chlorophyceae; Sphaeropleales; Selenastraceae
Product: peptidyl-prolyl cis-trans isomerase, FKBP-type
Exons: 4
Molecular function (GO): protein binding
Source: RefSeq, a predicted model, not a curated record